This is a messenger RNA of Pichia kudriavzevii, 315 nucleotides long. RefSeq lists its product as uncharacterized. NCBI's taxonomy places the organism in Eukaryota, Fungi, Ascomycota, Pichiomycetes, Pichiales, Pichiaceae. The transcript has a single exon. The record is from RefSeq and is a predicted model, not a curated record. Bases 1 to 315 code for a protein of 104 amino acids. Gene Ontology annotation, biological process: mitochondrial respiratory chain complex IV assembly. Gene Ontology annotation, cellular component: mitochondrion; mitochondrial intermembrane space; respiratory chain complex IV.
AUGUUGUUUUCUAAAAAGGAAGAAACGAGUGAACCGCCAUCUCGUUCGAAACGUGAGCAAUGCUGGGCAUCAAGAGAUGCAUACUUUGCUUGCCUUGACAAGCACAAUAUCGAGAAUCCACUAGACCCAGAAAAGGCGAAGAUUGCAUCAAAAAAUUGUGCUGCUGAAGACAAGCAGUUUUCUAAAGAUUGUGUUGCAAGUUGGGUGAAGUACUUCAAAGAGAAAAGGCCAUUCGACAUUAAAAAGGAAAGGAUGUUGAAAGAAGCUGCAGAAAAUGGGCAAGAAAUCGUUCAAAUGGAAGGAUAUAGAAAGUAG